This is a messenger RNA of Caenorhabditis auriculariae, 2728 nucleotides long. Lineage: Eukaryota; Metazoa; Nematoda; Chromadorea; Rhabditida; Rhabditidae. The record is from the annotation of a GenBank genome assembly.
AUGGCUCAAUUACCGGCUGAAAGUGAGCUUUUUCUCUAUAUUAAUAAAAUAGUAUAAAACUUUGAUUUAGAACGAAAACAUUUGGAUUUUUUCUGUGGCUGGGGCGCCGGCUGCAUUGAGACGUGUUUAUUGUAUCCGACGAAUAAAAUCAUCUUCCGACAGCAACUUCACGGGUUUUCGGCCAAAGCAGCAGCCCUACAGGUUUUCGAAGGUUCUGCAGCGAGUUCUAGUUUGAAAUUAAUCUUCAGAUCAAAAAUGAGGGUGUUGUUUUGUUAUAUAGAGGACUUUUACCGCCGUUGUUGAUGAGAACGACGUCAAGGGCGUUGAUGUUCGGGUUGUUCGACGAGUUUCAGGUGAAAAUUAUAAGAGAAAGAAAAAUGCGGUUUAAUCCAAAAUUCACUUUUCUCACACGUAAGACAGUUCCAUUUCAGUUUUAUCUUGAUCAGCUGAAACGUUAAAUUUUUAAAACACCAGGAAACAUUUUUGAAGUUUAUUUUUACACAGUUUGAAAUUUGAAUUUAAUUCUUCAUUGCAAGGGAUCAAAAAUGGUCUUUGUUUUAAUUUUACACAUAAAAAUAUUUCAAAAAUGGUGAAUAUUUAGAGUGAUGACUUAUCGAUUCUUCAAAUUUAGACGUUUAUUUUUUUCUCAUCUUUUUAAAAAGUUUGACUCUUUUCACAGUUUCAAAACAAUCUGGACCGUCUAACUUUUUUUAAAUCAAUUCAAUUGAAAAAAAGUCAUUUUUCCAGUCUAUACUCCAGUGUCCGCGGGCGCCGCCUCAUUCGACGUUUUCUCUUUGUCAUGCCCAAGCCGCCUUUCUUGGUAAGUGAAGGCGAUUCUUUCAACAAUCGGAAAGGUGGUUUUCUUUAAGAUUUUUGAUAAAUUAAUGUUCAGAGAUCAUGUGCAAAGUGAUUCCUCAUGAUUUUUCUGAAUCAAAAAAUGACCUCUUAUUUCUUUUUUUUCGAGUUAGUUCUCUCAAAUCUGGGUCUUUUAAGAAAGUUAUAUUGAAUCAGAAAAUUGUCGAAUUGAAUUGAUUAAUAGCUACUCUCAGAUAUCUUUCAUUUUCUGGAAAAUAUUGCAAAUUUAUUCAAGCGAAUUUCCGAAAAAAUGCAGAUUUUCCAUCUUAGUUCCAUUUGUCAUUGCUUUUAUUACUGGAAAGUUUAUUUGUUUUCAAACAAGGAAACAUUUUUUGGCCCCCGGUUGAACUUUUGAUGAAACUAGUUCUGUUUUAAAAACAAGAAAAAUAUUUUUCGCUUUUUUUCGAUUUAUAAAUCUUCAUAGUUUGCAAAAAAACGCAAAUUACCACAAAAGGGCUAUUUCAUGCUUUCAAAGCGUCUAAACUCGAAAACUAGAUCGAUUGCGAAAAAUUCUUUUCUUGUUCUGGAAUCAGGAGGUCCAAGAGUAAAUCAAAAGUUCAACUGUGUCCAAAAAACCCCUCUAUUUUGCGUCUUCUGACUCAUUUUUAUGCUUUUCUGUCAUAAAAUCCAUGAAAUUUUCCAGCCGGAGUCGUGGAAGCCACACUUUGCCCUCUGGAACGGAUACAGUGUAUUCUGCAGACGAGUGCCUAUAAUAAUCGAUUCAAGAACACCUUAGACGUCGUCAAAGAGCUGAGGGUACCGCAAAAAUAUAGUUUUAUCCGAAAAAUCGGCCAUUUUCCAGCCGUACGGCUUCAGAGAGUACUAUCGGGGUUAUUCGGUCGUCGUCGUCCGGAAUGCCCUUUCCAAUUCCAUGUUUUUCACCUUAAGGGACCCCUUGAAGAAAAUUGUGAGAUACAAAGUUUUCUUUUUUGUAAUUUAUGGUUUCUUUUAGAUAACAGAAAGUGCUAGGGAUUCGAAUCUGUCGAAAAAUGUUGUUGGGGCGAUGGGAGACUUUUUCGCUGGCGCCAUCCUCGGGGCCAUGAUCUCGACCAUUUUCUUCCCCGUUGGGGUUGUCAAGACGAAUAUGCAGAGCAAGGUUAUUUUGAAAUAAAAAAAGAAAAAAGCUCAUCGCAAACUUAAGAUCCGACGUAACAAAAAAAUCCUACAAAUCAAAAAUUAUUAAAAAAAGUUCGAAACGGUGAAACUAUUUUUCAGGAGUUUUUUUCUCUACCUUUUUCUGAAUUUAAGGACUUUUUUUCAAUUUCUUAACGGAACGUGUUCAUUAUUCAAAAAAAUUCGAUGGUUAAAAUCUUAGAAAAUCAAAACCCGAAAAGUGACUUUUUCAAAAAUUGAUUUUUUUCUUUUUCGAAAAUGAAGCUAGGAAUUUAAUGGUUCUUGAAUUUUUAAAAAUGCAAAUAAUUCAACGAAGCUGAAUUUGGAAAUAACUUUUUGCUUGUGAAAUGUGAAAUCUUCACUCUUUUUCUGAAGGAAACUCGCCAAAAUUUUUAAAAGGGAUUAAAAAAAGCCGAAAAAAAUAAUCUUGAUAUUCCAUUAUUAUGAUUUUUUUUUCUCCAUUUCAUUCCAGUUUUCAUUUCUCAUCUGUGUACUGAAACUUUUCUAUUUCCUAGGGAACCGCUCAUUUCCUUAAUUUCAUCUUAUUGCUGAUACUGAAAGAAAAAGGCUUCAUUUUCAGUACGGCGUUCCAUUCGAAAACCCGUUCCGCGUGUUCCGACAACUGAUCGUGAAAAGAGAUGAUUCCUUGAGAGGAAUUUAUCACGGGGUCUACCUGAACUUCACAAGGUCCAUGCUCACCUGGGGGAUCACCAACACCGCUUAUGGGGUCCUCAGGAAGCUGAUUGUUGGAGAUGAUUGA